AUGUCGGAAGAGACACGGGAGGGAAAGAAAUCAGAGGAGGAACUCGUCUCAGGAGCGAUGAUCCGAAAACGCAAAGGAGAGGAAGAGGACAAAGAGUACGAUUACUGCGUAACCCAAGUGCCACUUAGACUUGCUUCCAUCAACGAUGAUCUAUUCAGGAACGACACUCAUUUCUCAUAUUCUGAAAAGGGUCCGCUGGCGUUCAUGGGAAAUUACAGGCCCAAGACCGAUGCCAUGAAGGUCGAUGCCAUGCAGGUCAAUAUCACCUUACUUGGCUUGUACCUGGGUCAAUUCCAAGGCUCUCUUGAGAAGGGCAUGAGCAUCAAAGUCGAUUUGUUCUCUAUCAAGGGAGACAUCAGCUUUCGCUUGGGAUUGUACAAUUCAAAGAAGAGAUCUGGGCAAAGUGGACUCUCACAAUGA
This is a messenger RNA of Mollisia scopiformis, 420 nucleotides long. RefSeq lists its product as uncharacterized. Lineage: Eukaryota; Fungi; Ascomycota; Leotiomycetes; Helotiales; Mollisiaceae. The coding region runs from base 1 to 420 and encodes 139 amino acids. The record is from RefSeq and is a predicted model, not a curated record. The transcript is spliced from 2 exons.